AUGAACAUUGGGAUCGGUUUAAAGCAACUCAGCUUGAGCUUGCCCUUUUCUGAUAUGAUUCCAAGAUGCACAGUGUCUUGGAAGUCCCUGAGAAACUUGUCACUGAUUGAGUGUAAACUUGGACAAGAAUCCACUGAUAAUAUUCUCUCUGGCUGUCCAGUUCUCGAAAGCUUGACAUUGUAUGCGUGCCGUUCCCUUGAGCGUCUUGAUCUGCGCAAGUCACUGAGUCUGAGGAGGCUGGAGAUAUAUCAUAGUCAUCCAGGACGAGAACUGGAUCCUUCAGGACCAGUUGAGAUUGUAGCGCCACACAUCCAUUUUUUGAAAUUGACAGUAUACGCUGACAAACAAUUUACGUUAACGGAUGUCUCCUCAUUGACCGAGGCACACCUUUACAUUAGGAUUAAUAUACUCCUUGAUUCCACGGCUCAUUGUUUCCAAACCCUGGCGCUGGAGUUGCUAGCAAAACUGCACAACGUAGAGAGCCUAACUCUUGGGGCAACCCUUCUUCGGAUUCUAUCUCUGGCCGAGCUCCGUGGUGAUCCUUUCCCAACGCUCAAGGUCCAAACUUUGAUUAUUAGAACGGAGUUUUUUGCUCAAUCUGUUCCUGGCAUAGCAAGGUUACUACAAAAUUCACCUGGGCUUAAGAAACUAACAGUAUACAUGAUGCACGGCUACAACAUAAUGGUACCUUUUAGGAAUCUGGAUCAGUAUUGGGGAUUAAAAUAUAAGGUGUUUGCUCCUUCAAAUGACAGCUAUUCAAUGUUGGGUUGUAAUGUUGCAACGUCAAAAGUCUUGGCUUGGUUUAUGGAGCUGGUGCUGAGAAAUGCAAAGACAUUAGAGAAUAUGGUUGUAUGGUUGAGAAGUAGGUACUUUGAUGAUGCACAAUGGUUUGAAGAGCAACUUCAGAUAGUUGGAACACUUUCUCACAAUAAUAAUGUCUCCAUUCUACUGAAACGAAAAAAUUUCUAAAAUUAUCAUUAUUUGUGUACUUUCUUGUCUAACUUACCAUAGACAA
Messenger RNA from Brassica napus (rape), 1015 nucleotides. RefSeq names its product putative F-box/LRR-repeat protein At3g28410. The record is from RefSeq and is a predicted model, not a curated record. The transcript is spliced from 5 exons. The coding region runs from base 1 to 969 and encodes 322 amino acids. Lineage: Eukaryota; Viridiplantae; Streptophyta; Magnoliopsida; Brassicales; Brassicaceae.